AUGAUCAUCGUUCACAUCGUCGACUCGUCCACGGGGAGGUACCUCGCAAGAAGACCCUCCCCGAAGGCCGCGGCCGCGGCCAGCGGUGGCGCAGCGUUUUCUCCGCGGCAAUUCAAUCGCGACGGUGCUGGUGGCGAGGUAGACCAGACACGAGGACACCCGCCUCCCCCCGCAGGAAAGCCACAGCAACAACGGGAGAGGAGGGGUAAGUCUGAAGAAGAGGAUCCGGCUGGAGAAUACGAGCGGGUCGAGGUCGGAGGCGCAACGACGACCUUCGAAGAGCGGACAGUGUGGGAUCUCACAGCUGGCGGCGGCUUGGUAAAAAUCGCAUGGGCUUUCCUGAAGCCGGUUGGGGCACAAGGGGAGUGCAACGUGGGUGUCAGAAACGGCGAUCAUUUUCAGCCAUCGUCGUCCUCCUCGCAGGAGGAUAGCGGGGGCGGCGACUGUGCCCGGAGGUCAAGACUGCAGCUUUUCCAGCACCAGCCUCUCUCGAUGCUGGCAAGGUGGCAGGCGCGGCGAGAAGGCUUCCCCAGGCUUCCCCCUCCGGCGGCCUCCGACGUCCCGGAUGUUUUCCUGCAGUUCCUCCUCGCCAACAGGAAAAGAUACCCCGCGACGCUAGCAGUAUCCGUGGGACCAACACCCCGUCCUACACCUGUGCUUGUGGCGAGACGCCCAAAGGCGUCACACGAGCGAGAGCAUCACAACCUCAGCUAUGAGGCCCUCGCCGCCAUGCGCCAGCAAUCCCGAGAGGACCGGGAGAACGACGAGGCGGCGGGCAUCCUCCCGGCGGGGGGAAGGAGCGGCAGAGACGGCGGCGGUGGUGGCGGCGGCGGCAAGGGGGCGAACGCGUCGGCGGUGGCGCGCACGAGGCGGCUGAGGGACAAGAACGAGCCUUGCGUGCUGCCUGACCGUCUCCUUCACCGGGUCUACGCGGGCCAGAACGGCGCCAUGACGCUGGCCUUCUCGGGGUCAGGCUCGUUGCUUGCGGCCGCUUGCUGCGAUGACCCUCUCCCGGGACGGUUUCCCAUCCGCCUCAUCGACCCGGAGACGGGGAGGUGCCGCCACGAGCUCGGAGGGCACGCGUGCAUGGUGUACUCGCUGGUGUGGUCUCCCGGAGAUUCGUUCCUGCUGUCCGCGUCGGCGGACGGCACGGCCAAGGUGUGGCGCAUAUCCGCUGUGAGCAACGCGGGGGGGGUCGGAAACACUGGUUCGCACCCCGGCGAGGGGGCGCCUGCAAGCGCGGAAGGCUUGCCGGCAACGGCGACAAGAGGUGGCAAAGAUGAUGGGCCGCGGCUGGCGUGCGUCCUCCAGCACGCACCGCCCUGCUUCGUGUACGCGGCCGUCUUCCAGCCGGCCGAGGUGAUGGACCGUACUCGCGGCACCACGGCAACCGCGUUGGAUCAUCAGUCUCCAUCCUCUGAGUCGAGCGAGUGCGCCCUUGUUGUGACGGGUGCGUACGACCGGCGUCUCCGGCUGUGGGACACGACGGCGGCGGUGGCCACGCCCGCGAGAGAAGGAGGACGGGCCAAGAUGCUGGGAACGCUCUCGAGCAAGAUGGUGCACGAGAGCCACGUCAACGCGAUUGUCUACGACUCGAGGAAUAGCCGCCUGUACAGCGGGGACGGCGCGGGCGUCAUCGUUGUUUGGCGAAGGGGCGGUGGCGGCCAGGGGGGUGUGGAGGACUACGGUAUCCUCCGGAAGGUGCAGCACGCGGACCUGAUCGGGAAGGCCAUCACGAGCCUUGCCCUCGCCCCGCGCCUGCGGAGGGGCCAGCUGCUGGUGCAGGCGCACGGAAACACGCUGCGUCUGCUGGACCUGGGCACUUACCGGUUGGUGAAUCCCGGGUUUGCCGGCGGGGCCACGGCCAAGUCACUGAUCCGGGCGUCCUUCAGCCCCGAUGGGCGUUUCGUUGUAUCGGGCUCCGAAACGGGGCGGGUUCGAGUGUGGGAGUCUCAGGAGGGGAAGCGGGUCAAAACUCCUUUGCAGACUCUCGGCACUGCGUGCUGCCUGCGUGGCGUCGGGUGGCACCCCAACCAACACGUGGUGGCCCUGGCGGGGUAUGGUCAAGAUGCGCCCGUUCUGCUCUACUGUGGCGAGGCGAGAGCCGACAAGCAGGCCAAGGGAGUAUUGGAGACGUGCAUGCCGUCGGCGAUGCAGGAGCAGGCAGCGAGAGAGGCGCAGGCCUCGGCGGAGGAGCACCGCCGGCGGCUCGACAACCGGCAGCGGUUGAGAGAGCUGAGGAUCAAACGCCUGCGCGCCAAGGCCUUGGGACAGACCGACGGACCACUCGCCACCGCCAAAGGGCAGGGCGGAAGUGAACCGGAGAGCGGAAUCGUUGCGGCUCUUGCGGCUCUUACGGCCGGGGGUAAUCAACAACGGUAG
Ectocarpus siliculosus is the source of this 2382-nucleotide messenger RNA. NCBI's taxonomy places the organism in Eukaryota, Phaeophyceae, Ectocarpales, Ectocarpaceae. The record is from the annotation of a GenBank genome assembly.